Molecule: messenger RNA, 558 nt
Organism: Suillus fuscotomentosus
Lineage: Eukaryota; Fungi; Basidiomycota; Agaricomycetes; Boletales; Suillaceae
Product: Isy1-like splicing factor
Exons: 7
Coding region: 1-558 (185 amino acids)
Biological process (GO): generation of catalytic spliceosome for second transesterification step
Source: RefSeq, a predicted model, not a curated record
AUGUUAUACUGUUUUCGAGAAGCUCAAGCAGCUGAACUUGACCUCGGGACGCGCGCAGAUCGUCGCCCGAAAAUGGUGAGCGCCUGCAAAAGUCUAAGGGAGUGCGAACGUUCGAAAGUACCCAAGAUCCAGGACGGUAGUUUGACCGACUACGAAGUUCGAGAUACAUUAGGAGAACCAUAUCAUUGCACUGGAAAUGCCAACUAUCGCCGGAAUGUAGUAAUACUGGAUGACGAUGGGAAGGAAGUACCUGGGACAAUGGGACACAAGUACACGAAGUUUAUGAAUCAGGGCCCCGCAUGCUUCAGUGACCUAGACGAAGCAGAUGGAAAAUUGUUGGAGCACGCGCGUCAAGAAGAGGAAAAAGAAUGGAGAGAUGAAUAUUCGAACAUGCCAUCCCCUCAUGGAGGCGCAGACUCGAUGCGCGCAUACGCGAACACACCCGCUGCUUACCUGGGCUUUUGGUCGCCAGAAGACCUGAUGCUACUGACACUUCCGACUGGAGAGGAAAUGGAGGACGUGUUAUUAGCCCUGGUGGAGGAAUAUCUUGGCGAGUAG